Molecule: messenger RNA, 1915 nt
Organism: Clupea harengus (Atlantic herring)
Lineage: Eukaryota; Metazoa; Chordata; Actinopteri; Clupeiformes; Clupeidae
Biological process (GO): regulation of transcription by RNA polymerase II
Cellular component (GO): nucleoplasm
Molecular function (GO): RNA polymerase II cis-regulatory region sequence-specific DNA binding; DNA-binding transcription repressor activity, RNA polymerase II-specific
Source: RefSeq, a predicted model, not a curated record
UGGGAACUUUUUAUCCCGUAAGGAACCUUGGGCAUGGAAAGCUGGGCUCAGGGGUUCUUCUCAAGGAGAUGCACAACUUUUUCUUGUCCGGAAGUUUGCUCUAUAGCCCUAAACCUGCUCAGAAAGCACUGAGGUGUCCACGGAGUGAAAAACUGCACUCACCACUGACUAGCCAUGGAUGAGGAUGCGCUGGCUCGUGAGGAGGCGCUGGCUCUUGAAGAGGAACGGGAGGAGGCCCUGUGGAAUCUGCACCAUAUCGCCGCCAUGUCCGCAUCUCGCCUGGCCAGCAUCCAGCCUGACGGAGAAGGGUCACCCCCCUCCAUGUCCGACACGUUGCAGCCGUCGCGCUUUUCCGGCGAGUACAACUGCGACGUGUGCGGCGAGACCUUCUUCUCUAUCGUGCAGCUGGCCAAGCACCGUCAGUUCCACGACCGCGACCGCCCCUACCAGUGCGGCAUCUGCGGCAAGCGCUUCCUGAGCCGCAGCCACCACCACGAGCACCAGCGCGUGCACACGGGCGAGCGGCCGUACCCGUGCGAGCGCUGCGACCGCUCCUUCACCACCCACCACAACCUCAAGCGGCACAUGAGCAUCCACGAGAAGGAGGAGAUGUACCGCUGCCAAGAGUGCGGCGUCCUCUUCUGCCAGGAGCACCAGUACAACCUCCAGAAGCUCCAGCUGCCCGCCGUCGUGCCUCCGAUCAUCACCCACAUGCCCACCACCAUUCCCAUGCUCAUGCCCAUGCCCGUCACGCUACCGCUGGAGUACCGGCACCCGCUUGACGACAACCUGCCUUCCUCCAGCGACUUGGUGAGGAUGUCAAACAUGCUGAAAAAGGCGAAGAAAAAGAAGAAGAAGAAGAAGAAGAAGCAUUCCUUGUUUGAUGUCAGUAGAAACAUUGCGGCGCUCCCGCUGUACGAGAAGAAGCAUAAGCAUGAGUCACAGCUGUACGACUACAGGGGGAGUAAGGAAGCCAUGGGGGGCCACAGAAAAGCAUCCCGUGGCGUCCCGAGAGUCGCUUAUGAUAUCGAGGUGGUGCUGUAAUCCUGUUGUGUUGCAAAUCCCAGCUGCUUUUGAGCUGUGGGAAAGAUGAAAUCCAACACCAAAAAGUUGUGCUUUGUAGUUUCUGGGUGUCAGCAGAGGCAGUUAUGUCAGACAUGUAAAAAAAAUGUUUAGGUCAAGAUUAUGAUCAGGUCUUUCUUUUUUUAUGGCUAAUCAUGCUUUUCUUUUCUUCUUUUUUUUUGUCUUGUUAUGAUUUUGCUAUUUUCACUGCUGUUGGACUGUAUAAAUAUCACCUGAAGUGCUGCUGGUUUAUCAGUUUGUAGGUGAGCAAUGUAUUUGGGCAUAUUCCACGCGAGUAUGGCUUUAAAUUUGAAAUUCAAUUCCCAGAUGAAGCAUUGAGGCUGGAGCGAGACAGGCCUGCAGUGUGUACGGAGUAUAACUGUGCUUGUAAUUCCAGGCCUUCUCAGACUGGCCACUGAUUGUGUCGUCUUUUGUAAGGGUUAACAUGACCAUUAGACUCAUUUAUGUUUAUUCUGUUAUAAAACGUUAACGAAAAGAAAGUACUUAAAAAAAAAUCUCCUAUGAAUUGAGUUCUGUCUGUGAUACAGAUUUCUCUACUGAUUUUUGAAGGAACAUGAAUUACCCCAGAGAACUACCUCAAAAAGUGUGAGCCUCAAGCUACUGCACAUUUUUCCCAGAAUUAACCUUUUCUUUAACUGGAGACACUAUUUUACUUUUGUAUGUCAUUCUCAUGAUUUGUCCAUGAUCGAUCAAAACGAAAAAAUACAAGCCAAUCGUGUUAUUUUUUUUUUUUGCUGGAAUGUUGCGCAUUAUACACUUAUGUGGUCCUAGUCCAUAUAUGUUUAGCCAUCAUGUCCUACUAAUAAAAUUAAUUGAAAUGGCUUUAACACUU